AUGGGAGCUUUCGAGAGGGAAAAGUGCAAAAAGAGCUUUUCCAAGGCGGGGGCACGUGUGACAAGCGGAAUAAAGUACGGAACAGACUACCUCGUAUACUUGGGGGAGCCUGGAUCUGUGCACUCACUUUUCACGCUAAAUUCAGAGGUUUCAGCCUCUUUCAGAGCCCUUUCUGCGCUUGUCCGCGUCUCUUCUUCCGCGAAGAAGGACUUUGUCAUGUGUGCGCCCGAUGGAGAGGGUCUUUUCGUGCGUUUCAGCAGGUUCUUCCUUUAG
Molecule: messenger RNA, 273 nt
Organism: Nematocida major
Lineage: Eukaryota; Fungi; Microsporidia
Exons: 1
Coding region: 1-273 (90 amino acids)
Biological process (GO): tRNA splicing, via endonucleolytic cleavage and ligation
Molecular function (GO): tRNA-intron lyase activity; nucleic acid binding
Source: RefSeq, a predicted model, not a curated record